CGGUAACAAUAUAACGGCUUGUAUAUUGAUUACAUCAGUAACAUCACCCACACUCGACUGUCUAUAGCCACAGUCGACACAGAGAUGACGAUUCCUAACUCUUCGACGCCACUUCUCCCGCGAGGAUCGACUUUUGUAACGCCCUCGCUCCUUUGGAAGUCGGGGGCUAUCUUUGCUGCUGCAGGAAUGAUUGCUGGCGCAUUUGGUUCCCAUGGUUUGAAGCGCAGGUCAGGUAUCACUCCUGAACGCUUGUCCGCAUGGGGAACGGCGUCUCAUUUCGCGAUAUUCAAUGGCCUGGCCUUGUUUGCGAUUGCAAUGCAUCCUCGAUUCUCGACACACAAGUUUGCUGGCCCUGCUAUCGCGGGAGGAGGUCUGGUCUUCUCCGGCUCAAUCAUGGCACUUGUUCUGUGGGGAGAAAAAUUGAAAUUCCUUGGACCUAUCACUCCUAUGGGCGGUAUGGCUAUGAUUGCUGGGUACAUUGCUCUAGCACUAUAGAUCAAUUCACUCCUUCUGAAAAAUAGAAUGUUCUCAAGUUGUGUUCCAGCCAUUUUUCAUUCAUGGUAUAAGUACGUCUUUGUUUGUCCUGGGCUGCUUGGCAGUUUAUAGGCCAUGUGCCUAGCUUUUCAUUGUAUGGUGGUGUGGUACUGGGAUGGCCGUGCUAAACAUAGUUGACUAUGGGCCAUACCUACUUCUCAUCAGUACUGCCCCGUCGGGGUUCGAUGUACUCCCGUAAAUUCAAAGUAUCACGUGACCGACGC
This is a messenger RNA of Suillus paluster, 758 nucleotides long. RefSeq lists its product as uncharacterized. The record is from RefSeq and is a predicted model, not a curated record. NCBI's taxonomy places the organism in Eukaryota, Fungi, Basidiomycota, Agaricomycetes, Boletales, Suillaceae. The transcript is spliced from 5 exons. The coding region runs from base 85 to 495 and encodes 136 amino acids.